AUGCAGAGCACAACGAAGUUAGAGCAAAUCGGAUCGACGCGCAACUUGUCAGCCACGAGAGGAAAGAAGUCUGCACAAUUGAAAUUGAUUGAGAGUAGAGCCAAAAAAGAUGAGGAGAAGACACUCAAGUAUGGGCCCAUGAUGUGGGAGCUGAAGGAGAGAUACAAUGGUUACAGGGUUGAACGGUACAACGUAAUAAUUGACGUACUGGGUGGAUACUCUAAACACCUAAAGAAGUCGGUGAGGAAGCUACUAGGAGCGAGAGCACACGGAGCGUACUUGAGCGGAUACAGAAGUCGCGGUCAUCUCAAACACUUUGAACAUUGCCAGAAAAUUUAGGAUAAAUACUUAGUUAGGGCGCUAAGGACACCAGAUUUUAGGGGUUUUCUUCUCUAGAAAUCCAGAAACACAAGUUUACUGAUGUUCUUACUUAGAUUUUAUAGAGUAUUAGGGUUUGAUAUUAUUCUAAAUAGGCUUUUAGUAGAGAUAACCACAUUAUGAUGGCCUCGUUUAGGUAUAUAAGAGAUAAUGAGAGUAUAAAAACUGAAUAAUUUUCUAAAUAAGUUUUAGUAGAGAUAAUUAUAUCAUCAUGUCUUUGCGUAGGUUUUACAGAGUAUAAGAAUUUAAUAAUAUUAUAAAUUGGCUUUUUAAGUAGAGAGAUUCAUAUCAUUAUGUAUAUUAGGAUUGUAUUAGGUUUCGUUCCGACCUUUUUUUACUUCUAUAAGUAUAGCUUCUCAAGUGGCGUAGGUUACAUUAUGCGCCUUAUACUACUCAUAAUGUAGACAGCAUUCCAUAGUUUUAUACUGCGAGAUAGUAGUAAGGCCCUUGAAGUCUUAGGUUCUUGGGUUCUAAAAGUAGAAAAUGUUGCUGUUUCCAGGGCAAAGAACACCUGUAGGAAUUAGAAAAAAAAAACAACAACAACUGACCACGACCAAACCAGAAAACAAAUAAUAAAUAACAAUAAAAAUAAAUAAGUAAAUUAUGAUAAUAACAGUAAUAAACAGUUCUCAUAAAUCUUAGCAAUUCCCUCAAAAUAGCAAUUUAUGUGGAAAACGUUGAAGCUUUAAAAAUAUCCUGCAUUCAGUGAACUUACUAAUUCGGAUAGCCUGCGUAGCAAAUAUUUUCGCGCGAAUUCGUCGACAAAGUUGGAACGAGAGCAACAAAGAGGGAGGGAUUAAAUGGUUUUUGCUUUUGUCACAACUUUCCGCUAUAACUCGAUUCGGAAACGCCUGCUACGCAGGCUAUACUUCAGACGGCCGAGUUGUCGUCCUUGUUCGGAUUUAAUGAAAGAAUCAGAAAGUCGAUCGUUAUAAAGUUUACAGUAUGAAAGCGUGGCAGUUAGAAAAGUAAAAAUAUAAAAAAAUUGAAACGACCAAUAAGGAUGAAACUUUAAAAAAAGAUAACAUAACAUAACAUUAAGAAACAGUGACAUGCGGAGGAAAGAAUGCAAAGAAAAAAUUGUAAAAGGGAAAACUAUGAAUGAAUGAAAAAACUUUUCAUCUUCAUUUUAUAUUAUUGGAUGCGCCACAGACAGCCUAAUAAAUAAACAAAAGAAAAUACAUAAUACAUAAUGUGACAGAAAAGGCAGGGAUAAUAAUAAUAAUAAUAAUAAUAAUAAUAAUAAUUAGACAAUUUUAUUAAAAAACUAUUAAAAUCCUAUUUACAAUUAAUUCGCUUAAAAAAAAAGAAAAAACUAUUCAUUCAAAAACACUAUUUACAAUUUCUGUCUAUUUAAAAAGCACUUGAUUUUAGCUUAAAAAAAAAAAGUUAAUUAAAACUAAGAAAUAAUAAUAAUAUUAAUAUUAUUAAUAAUAAUAAUAAUAAUAAAACAUUUAUAAUGCGCAAAUUCCAUAAAAUGUUCAAAUGCGCAUGACAAGAUUAAAAACGAAAUAAAAAGGCUAAAAAGCUAAAAUUACAAUCAAGAGUAAGCUUACAAUGAUUUAAAAAGCUAAAAUUACAAUUAAAAGUAAACUCACAAUAAUAAAAAGAACUAUGAUAAGAAUGCAUGUCGGAAAAGGUGAGUUUUUAGCUUGGCUUUAAAAAUACUAACUGUGCUGGCGCUUCUUAUGUCAAAUGGUAACGCAUUCCACAGUUUCGGUGCAGCACAGGUAAAAGAACGAUCACCUAGUGUAGCUUUAGGUUUAAAACGCGGAUAACUAAGUAAAAGGUUAUCACUAGAAUUCCUUAGAUUAUAUUUAGAUGGGAGCCUAGGAGAAAUGAGAGACGAUAAACAAGUAGGCGCUAAAAAAAUUAAGGAUCUUAAAAGUAACUAAAAGUAUUUUAAACCCGAUUCUAUAUUUAAUCGGUAACCAGUGUAAUUCAUAAAUAAGAGACGUUACAUGACAAAGUUUCUGUUCUCUAAAAAUCAGUCUCACGCAAGCUUUCUGUACUCGUUGCAGUUUAUUCAAUUCUGGUAGUCCAUAUAAAAGACCAUUGCAAUAGUCAAGGCGACUUGUUAUGAAUGCAACAACAUGCAAUGCGAGCCAGUUACUGUGGCCCAUUAAACGUUGUAAAAGUUAAGUAUUACGUUGAAAAACUUAAAGCAGCGUCUAGCAUUUACCUAAAUGCAUCUUAUGUCCCACGUGCCUGGAUCCUCCGGAUCAUACGAAUGUCAUUGAUUGCAACGAGCAGCCGCGCGAAGACGCGAGGCUGCUAGGCGGCAGCAUAAUAAUGCCGUACGCCAAAGUUCCAAGGCAGAAUGAAUCUCGAAGCGAUGUAACAUAACGUAGUGUAGGGUAACUUAAAUGAUGCGCGUAUAGGUAAAAUCUUUGCUCGUUGGCACUUAGCGAUAGGUAUAACUACAGUAGCAUUAUAGUAGGAGAGCAAGAGCAAGGUUUCCAACAGAUCAUUUGGAAAAGUGUUCCAUAUUCUAGCUGUCCGGUUGAAAACAGACCUUUACAAAGCGUUGUCUCACAUUUCCUACAAGUGAAGUGUAUUACAUUAAUAUAGGGCCGAAGAGAGAAUGAGCUGAGAGAUCGAAUCCCCCAAAAUAAGUCUGUGAAAGGUUUGAACCCAGGAGUCAUUUCAAAAGUAGGUUGAGUUUGAUCGUCCGGGAAAACGUAGUCCUGAAUAGGGCUGUUGUUGUUGACAGUGACUGACGUUUCGACAACCUGUGCGGUAGUCAUCUUCGGAGUCAAAGUGAGUUGUAUCACGUCAGCUGAUGGUAUUAUACUCUGGUUAUUGAUCUGAUUGGUCAAUUACGUCGCGAUUUAUUGGUCGUCUGUCAAUUAAGUCUGUCUGUAAAGUGUCUUUAUAGGCUAUGCAAAAAAAAAGGUAAUGUUCAAAAUUAAUUUGGUCUCUGUCUAUAUUCCUUAAAGUAAUUCCUUGGAUUGUGGAGCCCAUACACGUGCGUGGCGUAGCCCAAGUGGGAUCUGACUGGCAGAGCGAGCGUCUAACCAUGGUGCUACUCAUGACAAACCUUGUGUUGAUGAUAAAUCUGAUAAAUCUCAGCAUCUUGUUUGCCUUGGAGCAUUGUUCAGACAUGUGCUUGGUCCAUGAGAGGUUGUAAGAGAUGUACUCUCCCAAGUCGCCCUCAUCCUUGGUAAAGUCAAACUCUACUUCAUUCAAGAUAUGACAAAAGCCAUCCCGGUUUAGCGACACUUUUCGAUUCAUUGACGAUUUUAUUCAGCGCUAACGAUGAGGAGUUUGGAAAUCACAUCAGCACAAUUUAUCCUUCGGAACUGGAACUAAAGGACAAUUCCACAUCAACAACUGAAGUGUGUUCCCCGCUCCACGUAAGAAUCUCGGGGAGAGGGGGUACUCCCUUUAUAAGCUUUAUAGGUAUGUGCCGCCCCUUCGGGUGGGCGUGAUUCUGUGAGUGUUGAGAGUUCUAGGUCAGGGCUUAAAUCAGAGUGCGUGGAUAUUUUUCAUCAGAGCUUUCUCUGGUUGUUGCGCCAUACUGACGAGCCCGAAAAAGGGCGAAACAGCUGUCUAUGGCUACAAUCCCGCUCUCUUUUGAGUUCUUUCGGUGUCGUGUUGAUGUCGUGCAGAGUUAAUUUUCACGUAGUACGAUCAGCAUUGCAUGUUUUCUGCUUGCAGAAUUUAAUAUGUCUACUUGUCAUUUUUGCUGAUCAGGUCUUUAUAGAUCCUCGUUCUUCGGCAUAUUCCUUUGCGGUCCUUUGCAGUCCUUUGUGGUUAAUGUUUGUACCUUCGGGGAGGGUUUUUGGGCCGUUUUGGUCUGAAAACGGGUAUACACUUUACCCAUUUUGGUGUGGAAUCGCGUAUGGUUUUCGGGGAACUCGCGAGAGUGUAUGGAUGUAUUUAUCGUUUCAGAUCCAAAUGAGUAAGAAAGAAAGAGAAAUAUGAGAAUUCGAAAUGGAUUUGAUAAAUUUGUUUGUUUGCGCUCUAAUCUAGGUAACCAUAAUAUAACUUCUGCCUAAAGGCCAAAUCUGAAAACGGGUAUGGAUUUUAAAGGUCUGGUCUGAAAACGGGUGCGGAAAAUUACAUUUUUUGGUCUGAAAUCGGGUCGGGCUUGGAGAACCGGGGGCCACACCCCCACCAAGAAUUCCCAGGAGUACCCCCCGGGGUAAGAAUCAAGUUUGGUGACCGCAACCCACCUUCCCCUGAAAAUAUCUACGAUAUUUUCCUCAUAUGGAAAGCAAAUAAACUUCAAUGUGAACAAAUGUGAAGUUAUGCAAGUGACACAUGCUCGCUCGGGACAAAUCUGUCCUGAAUUUUACACCCAAACCAUUGCGUUCUUUGCUUAAGAUUCUUUUAUUUAAUUCUCUCAGCUAAUGGACCAUCAACCUCUUUCGAGAGAGAUUCUUUAUGAGUAACACUAGUGGGGGACGAACGGGGAUCAUCAAAGGGUGGAUUAUCUACGCUGAACAGAGGACUAGCAAAGCACUUGGCAUGUCAGGCUGCGGAGGAGGUAACCGUUCUACUUUUACAUUACUAAGUGAAAAGGAGAGGCAAGAAGCUGAUGAAUUUAAUAUGCGUCUUGCCACGCCAUAAGCAAUGCCUGUGUCUGAUCCCAUCCUGAGUUUGUGCUUUUCCUCUGAAAAUCUUGGUACUGAUGUUGUUAUAUACAGGCCAUGGUCAGCAGCUCGGAGCACCAGCUCAGAUCACAGCCAAAGGGCGCAAGUACAAACACUGCCACAGUAAAGAGCUUGCAAUGUUUACGGAAAGCGAAACAGCGCUACUGAAAGGCGAGGAAAAACAC
Porites evermanni is the source of this 5161-nucleotide messenger RNA. NCBI's taxonomy places the organism in Eukaryota, Metazoa, Cnidaria, Anthozoa, Scleractinia, Poritidae. The record is from the annotation of a GenBank genome assembly.